Messenger RNA from Drosophila obscura, 4648 nucleotides. RefSeq names its product exportin-1 (gene emb). The coding region runs from base 331 to 3519 and encodes 1062 amino acids. Gene Ontology annotation, cellular component: nucleus; cytoplasm. The transcript is spliced from 7 exons. The record is from RefSeq and is a predicted model, not a curated record. Gene Ontology annotation, molecular function: nuclear export signal receptor activity; small GTPase binding. Lineage: Eukaryota; Metazoa; Arthropoda; Insecta; Diptera; Drosophilidae. Gene Ontology annotation, biological process: protein export from nucleus; ribosomal small subunit export from nucleus; ribosomal large subunit export from nucleus.
GAUAUUUUUUUGCCUAUCGAGCGACACACAAUACGGUCACAUUGAGGGCAACAUUUUAAAGAAGAGAAGAAGUUUUCACACGCUGCUCUUUUCUGGAAUUGGAAUAGUUCAGUGCAGCGGUCCAGAGCCAGGGAUCGACAUCCACAUUGCCUUGCCGCUCCACAACCCAUCAUCAUCACAGUUUGCGCCCGCCUGCCCGUACGUACGCCGUUCGUACACAACGUACACACCGUUCACCUCAGGCCGGAGGAAUAAGCUAAAGAAAUCAAAAUUAACGCGGAGACAACCUCUGAGCGACGCAGACGCGAACGCCGCUUCUACUACAAAGCGAUGGCGAUGUUGACCUCAGAAGAGGCGAGCAAACUCCUCGACUUCUCGCAGAAGCUCGACAUCAAUCUGCUCGAUAAGAUUGUCGAGGUGGUAUACGCAUCGCAGGGCGAUCAGCUGCGCCUUGCCCAAGACAUAUUGACCACACUCAAGGAGCAUCCGGAGGCAUGGACGCGCGUCGAUAGCAUUCUCGAAUAUUCACAGAACCAGCAAACAAAGUUCUAUGCCCUCCAAAUACUCGAGGAGGUGAUCAAGACCCGCUGGAAGGUGCUGCCGCGCAAUCAGUGCGAGGGCAUCAAGAAAUAUGUAGUCAGCCUGAUCAUCAAGACAUCCUCCGAUCCCACUGUGAUGGAGCAGAACAAAGUCUAUCUGAACAAAUUGAAUAUGAUUCUGGUGCAGAUCCUGAAGCGUGAAUGGCCCCGCAACUGGGAGACCUUCAUUAGCGACAUUGUCGGUGCCUCAAAGACGAACGAGAGCCUCUGCAUGAACAAUAUGGUUAUACUGAAGAAUCUAAGCGAGGAGGUCUUCGACUUCUCACUGGGCCAGAUAACGCAGACCAAGGCCAAGCAUCUGAAGGACACCAUGUGCUCGGAAUUCUCGCAAAUAUUUACGCUCUGUUCGUUUGUGCUAGAGAACUCGAUGAACGCUGCCCUGAUACACGUCACACUGGAGACCCUGCUCCGAUUCCUCAACUGGAUACCGCUGGGCUACAUAUUCGAGACGACGCUCAUAGAGACGCUGAUAUUCAAGUUUCUCACCGUGCCCAUGUUCCGCAAUGUGACACUUAAGUGCCUGUCCGAGAUCGCCGGCCUAACGGCGACCAACUACGAUGAGAACUUUGCGACGCUAUUCAAGGACACGAUGGUGCAGCUCGACCAGAUCAUUGGCCAGAACAUGAACAUGAAUCAUGUGUUCAAGCACGGCACAGACACCGAACAGGAGCUGGUGCUGAAUCUGUCCAUGUUCCUGUGCACCUUCCUCAAGGAGCACGGCAAACUGGUGGAGGAUGCCAAGUAUGUGGACUUUCUGAAUCAGGCCCUCAUGUAUUUGGUCAUGAUUAGCGAGGUGGAGGAUGUGGAGGUGUUCAAGAUCUGUCUCGAGUACUGGAACAGUCUCGUUGAGGAUCUGUACAAUUCGGAGUUCUUCCAUCCGACGCUCGAGUCGUCGAAGCGCCAGCAAGUGUAUCCGCGACGUCGCUUCUAUGCCCCCAUUCUGUCCAAGGUGCGCUUCAUUAUGAUAUCGCGCAUGGCCAAGCCGGAGGAGGUCCUGGUGGUGGAGAACGAGAACGGCGAGGUUGUGCGAGAGUUCAUGAAGGACACAAACUCAAUUAACCUGUACAAGAAUAUGCGCGAGACUCUCGUCUUUCUCACCCACUUGGACUGCGUGGACACGGAUCGCAUUAUGACGCUGAAGCUACUCAAUCAAGUGAAUGGCACAGAAUUCUCCUGGAAGAACCUCAACACGCUGUGUUGGGCCAUUGGCUCCAUUUCCGGUGCAUUUUGUGAAGAAGACGAGAAGCGUUUUCUGGUCACUGUGAUCAAGGAUCUGCUGGGUCUGUGCGAGCAGAAAAAGGGCAAGGACAACAAGGCCAUCAUUGCCUCCAACAUCAUGUAUGUGGUGGGCCAGUAUCCGCGCUUUCUGCGUGCCCAUUGGAAAUUCCUGAAGACUGUGGUUAACAAACUGUUUGAAUUUAUGCACGAGACACACGAUGGCGUGCAGGACAUGGCCUGCGAUACGUUCAUUAAGAUCGCCAUCAAGUGCCGCCGCUACUUUGUCACCAUCCAGCCAAACGAGGCAUGCACAUUCAUUGACGAGAUUCUCAGCACAAUGAGCAGCAUCAUCUGUGAUCUGCAGCCGCAGCAGGUACACACCUUCUACGAAGCUGUCGGCUAUAUGAUCUCCGCACAGGUGGAUCAGGUACAACAGGACGCGCUUAUCGAACGCUAUAUGCAGCUGCCCAAUCAGGUCUGGGACGACAUCAUAUCGCGUGCAUCGAAAAAUGUUGAUUUUCUCAAGAAUAUGACGGCAGUGAAGCAGUUGGGCAGCAUUCUGAAAACAAAUGUGGCCGCCUGUAAAGCACUGGGCCAUGCGUAUGUCAUUCAACUGGGACGCAUAUAUCUGGAUAUGCUGAAUGUGUACAAGAUCACAUCGGAGAACAUUAUCCAGGCGAUUGAGGUGAAUGGCGUGAAUGUGAACAAUCAGCCACUGAUCAAGACCAUGCAUGUGGUCAAAAAAGAGACUUUAAACUUGAUAGCCGAAUGGGUCUCGCGCUCCAAUGACAAUCAGCUAGUAAUGGACAACUUUAUACCGCCCUUGCUAGACGCUAUAUUACUGGACUAUCAGCGUUGUAAAGUACCAUCGGCACGCGAGCCAAAAGUUCUGAGUGCGAUGGCCACAAUUGUUCAUAAACUGCGCCAGCAUAUCACCAAUGAAGUACCAAAAAUAUUCGAUGCCGUCUUCGAGUGCACACUGGAUAUGAUCAAUAAGAAUUUCGAAGAUUUUCCACAGCAUCGUCUCAGCUUCUAUGAGCUACUGCAGGCGGUUAAUGCGCACUGUUUCAAGGCGUUCCUCAACAUACCGCCGGCACAGUUCAAACUGGUCUUUGACUCUGUGGUGUGGGCCUUUAAGCACACAAUGCGCAAUGUGGCCGAUAUGGGCUUGAAUAUACUCUUCAAGAUGCUGCAAAAUCUGGAACUGCAUCCGAAUGCGGCGCAGAGUUUCUAUCAGACAUAUUUCACGGAUAUUCUAAUGCAAAUCUUCUCAGUGGUAACGGACACCUCACACACGGCUGGACUGCCCAAUCAUGCCAUCAUAUUGGCGUACAUGUUUUCGUUGGUGGAGAAUCGAAAGAUAACAGUGGACCUGGGACCCAUACCCGAUAAUAUGAUAUUCAUACAGGAGUAUGUCGCAUCGCUGCUGAAGUCGGCCUUCAAUCAUCUAUCCGAUAAUCAGAUUAAAGUCUUUGUCACUGGCCUAUUCAAUUUGGACGAGAAUGUGCAAGCAUUUAAGGAGCAUUUGAGAGAUUUUCUCAUACAGAUUCGCGAGGCCACUGGCGAGGAUGAUUCUGAUUUGUAUCUGGAGGAGCGUGAGGCAGCCCUGGCCGAGGAGCAGUCCAAUAAGCAUCAGAUGCAGCGGAAUAUUCCAGGCAUGUUGAAUCCUCACGAAUUGCCCGAGGAUAUGCAGGAUGAAUAGAGUGAGAGAGAGAGAGAGAGAGAGAGAUCGUCAGGAUGUGUACACGCCCCCCCUCCCAACUAUCCACACCCCAAUUAGCAUGUUUUUUAGUUGAUGCUUGAUUGAGAAUGAUUCAGAUUCAGAUACAGUUGAAUAUUCAGUUGAUGACAAUGAUUGACGUAUGAGUGUUUCUCUCCAUCGAGAAAGAGUAUAAAUGUUUGUUUGAUUGAAUGCAUAUAAGUACGUUAUAUAUAUAUAUACACACAACACACACAUACACAGAGCACACACACACACAUACACAUAUACCUACCAAUACAUAUAAAUAUAGUUGCGUUUUGUUGUGGCGAAUGAGAGAGUGAAACAAACAAACAAACAAACAUAAUGGUUAUUCGUGCGCAAUUACAUAUACGAUUAAUAUGAUUAAAACAUAUUUUUGCGCAAUGUCCUCGACACCACAUAAACCAAGAUCCCACUUUCCCUCCCGCCUUCCUCCUUUCCACCAUUAUAUAGUCUAAAACACCUAAAAGGCAACCGUAAGAAUACCAUAAAAAAAAGUUUUGUUUGGGAAUUUUUUAAAUGAGAGAGGGUAUACUUGUAGCAUAUUGUGUAUGAAUGAUGAAUGAGCAAACACAACAUACACACACACACACACACACACAACAAAAAAACAUAUACACAGCCUAAUAAACACAAUAAGUUAAAAGAAACAAAAAAUAGUAGAGACAGAGCAGAGUUCAUAAUAAGCAGCAGCAGCAAGCAGCAGCAGGUGUAACAAAAAGUUCUAUGCAAAAAUUAGUUUGCAUAAAAUUAGCAUUAAUACGUGGUAAAGCAGAAUAUACGGCAUACGAAUAAGGAGCGGAGAAAACAGAUCAGAUCAACAGCCACACGAGUGUGAGUGUGGAACCAGAAUUUUUGGAGUUCAUGUCAUGUGGUGGUGUGUGUGUGCGAAAAAAAAAAUAGAACUAAAACGCAAUUACCCCAAAACAUACACACACGCAGAUACACAAGAAGAAAUACAAAAAAAAAAAAAAAAAACAAAAAAGAAAAGAAACAAGAAAAACAAAAGAGUAAACAUAGAAAUGCGUAUUAAUGAUCAUGUUUAAAUUUUUACAUAAUUAGUUUGUACAUUAAUUUAAAUAAAAAUCAA